AUGCGCCUAUACGAUCUCCUUCCACUCUUCCCUCCUUUCCGGCCGUUGCUCGUCUUCCUACCCAGCCCAGCCACCCCGCACGCAGCUCCGUUCGUCGGCGUAAAUCCGUACUCCCUUGCGUUUAAUGUGCAGUCUGCUUCGUCUUUCCAGUCCCACAACGCCGCGCCGUUUCCGUCCGAGAACCAGCAGGAGUUUCCCGUUUCCAGCGCACGUCAAUGUGGUCGGAUUCCGUUACAGCCGCCAGUAACGGAAACUAAUAACAGUAGCAACAGCAACAAUGAGAAUACUGAUAACUACGGCGAGAAUUCGUCCGGCCCUCCGUCGCGGAGCGCGUUCGACCUCCAAACCCCCAACAUGAACUUCGACGCCCCGUGCGACGCUCCGUGCGACGCGCCGUGCGACGCGCCGUGUGACGCUGCGACGCGCAUGAUCCGGCUGCCAUACGACCUGCAUCCGCCGGACAUAAACCUGCCGCUUUCACUACCCAUCCCCAUGUCCAUGUCCAUGUGCCUCGACCUCGAUCUAGACGCCGCAUCCCCCGCGCACCACCCCGCUAAUGCCGCUCAUCCCACUGAUGACACUGACGCGGCUGCGAACUCUCCUGCUCCUGCUGGUGCUGCUGACGCUGCUGCUGGUGGUGCGGAUGGUGGGGAGCGCGGCAUUGGUGCGGGGGGACGGGACGAUGGGAGAGGCGCGGAGGCGGAGCAGCGCGGAACGGGAGAGCACGGUAGGGCUGGGGAGCUUGGCGGAAACGGCGAGCUGGGGGCAGCCUGUGCGGGGAUUCUGAGGGCUUUCCAGGGCGCGGAAGGGGAGAACGCGGAGAAUGGGUCCGCGGAGGGCGCAGAAGGGUUGGAAGGGGGGAACGGGCGAGAACAACAGGCGGAGCAAGGAUCCGAUCAGGGGGACGGGCAGGAAGCAAGCACUGAUGCUGGCGGGGGUACUGGCGGGGGUACUGGUGGGGAUGGUGGCGGGGAUGGUGGAGGAGAGAUUGGCGGAAUGGCGCUCUGGUGGGAUGUAGCAGAGCCAGCAAGGGAUGGUGACAGGGACGAGCUCGCAUGUGCAGCAGAGGCAGCAAGGGGCGUGGAGACAUGUCGCGCUGCUAUUGGUCCCAGUGGCUGCGCUAGUGGCAGCGGGAGCAUGCUGGAUGCCGCUCCUGCUGGUACAGCCGCCGCUCCUAGUGGUAACACCACCGGCGGUCGCAGCAGCAGUGACAUUCCGAGGCGGUACAGUGCGCGGGAGGACCGUGUGUGGGGCGCUCACUUCUUCUUCUCCCACUACUACGCCUCCACCCUCGCCCAAUCGCGGGGAGAGGAGGCGUUCAUGGUACAGCACGAUGUGGAGAAUGGGUACAUGUGGGCGCUCAGUGUGCGGCCAGAGCAUGCACUGGGGAAGAUGCAGCUGCGCUCAUUCAUCAACGGCAACUCCAGGUGUGCCUGCACCUCCCCCUCCACCACAUGCGUUGCCUCCCACUGCACGCCUCUUCUUCCUCCCCCUUCCACUAUAUGA
Messenger RNA from Closterium sp. Yama58-4, 1506 nucleotides. The record is from the annotation of a GenBank genome assembly. NCBI's taxonomy places the organism in Eukaryota, Viridiplantae, Streptophyta, Zygnematophyceae, Desmidiales, Closteriaceae.